CAAAAACCACCACUACUAUUACCCCCUUCUUCCCUCCUCUCUCUCUUCACUUAUUCCCUUCUUUCUCUUCAAUUCAACCAUGGUAGCAGUGUUACCACUAACCCAUUCAGCAUCCAUGAACGCAAAAAUCAUAGGUUCUGGCGAAGACACCAUAAUUUUUGCUCAUGGUUUUGGAACUGAUCAAUCCAUUUGGGAUAAGACUAUACCGUUUUUCACUAAACGCUAUAGAGUUUUACUCUUCGACUGGUGUUUCUCGGGCUCGAUACCAGAACCAAAUCAUUUAUUUGAUCCGGUGAAGCAUUCGUCGUUCGAUGGUUUCGCUAAUGAUCUUAUCGAUCUUUUGGAUGAAAUUGGAUUGAAAUCAUCAGUGUUUGUUGGACACUCUAUGUCGGGUAUGAUCGGAUGUUUGGCCUCAAUUCAAAGACCUGAUUUGUUCAAGAGGCUUAUACUUCUUGGCGCUUCUCCUAGGUACAUUAACUGUGAAGAUUAUGAAGGAGGGUUCGAGGAAACACAAAUCGAAGACAUCUUCGUAAACAUUGAGUCGAAUUUUCAUGGAUGGGCUUCAUAUUUCGCAACAGUGGUGGUGGAUGCAAAUGAUCCAGUUGCAGUAGACAAGUUUGAGAAAUGUCUAGCGAGUAGCAAGCCUGAAAUUAUACUUUCACUUGCCAAAACAGUUUUCUUAAGUGAUCAUCGAGAUAUACUUGAGAAAGUUGAUCAAGUUCCAUGCACAAUAUUUCAGAUGACAAAUGAUAUCGUUGUACCGAUGUCAGUCGCCUACCAUAUGCAAAAGCAAAUCAAAGCGGAAUCCACAGUUGAAGUUAUUGAAGCUGAUGGACAUUUCCCUCAACUUACUCAUACUAAUGUGUUUGUUGAUACUCUUGACAGAGUCUUGGAACCUAAUGAUGAAUCAUCCGAUAGUGAUGAGAUGAUUAGUUUGGAUAGUGAAAUGGUUAAUGUUGUUGCUUAAUUAUCUAGGUUCAUUAAAUUACAUGUACGUACAACCUAGUGUGUGAUAUAUAGGGAAGUCGGUAUAUGUAGGUCGGAAUAUACUCCAGUUUGUGUUUGGUUUGUUUUAAGGUGCCUUAAAGGUUUGCUUUGGUUUAUGUUGUUUGUAACUACUAGUACAUCUUCCAAGUAUCAUGUCUUUGUCAAUAUUAAAGCGAAUAAUGUAUGAAAUGAUGAUUACCCGUUGCGACGACUGAUU
Papaver somniferum (opium poppy) is the source of this 1204-nucleotide messenger RNA. Its product is annotated as probable strigolactone esterase DAD2. The coding region runs from base 80 to 967 and encodes 295 amino acids. Lineage: Eukaryota; Viridiplantae; Streptophyta; Magnoliopsida; Ranunculales; Papaveraceae. The transcript is spliced from 2 exons. The record is from RefSeq and is a predicted model, not a curated record.